This is a messenger RNA of Chinchilla lanigera (long-tailed chinchilla), 9649 nucleotides long. RefSeq names its product A kinase (PRKA) anchor protein 11 (gene Akap11). Gene Ontology annotation, biological process: intracellular protein localization. Bases 24 to 5897 code for a protein of 1957 amino acids. Gene Ontology annotation, molecular function: protein kinase A binding. The record is from RefSeq and is a predicted model, not a curated record. Lineage: Eukaryota; Metazoa; Chordata; Mammalia; Rodentia; Chinchillidae. The transcript is spliced from 12 exons. Gene Ontology annotation, cellular component: cytoplasm.
GCCUCGAGUGGUCCUUCCUGGAGAUGCUGAGAAGGGGAGGAGCCAUCCCAGGGGAUGGACCCUACGUGGGCUGCCAGAUCCAUCCGCGCUGCCGCUUUGGGAAGGGCCCCGGCCUUCGGAGUAAAGCAAAAGUAGCCCUGUGGCGAAGGACCCCACUGGCCGCAGACGGUGUUUUGUGCAUCUGUUCUUCAGUGAUUGCAAUCAAAAUUAACAUAGUUAUGGCGACUUUCCAGACUUUCAGAAACAGUCGUGUGAAGCCAAGAGCAUCUGUCAGAAAAAGCUUCAGUGAAGAUGUGUUCCAGUCUGUAAAGUCUUUAUUACAGAGUGAGAAGGAACUGUGCAGUAUAUCAGUCGAGGACUGUUUAAAGCAGGACGAACAUGCAAAAUUAACUGAGGUCACAUUUCUGGGUUUUAAUGAAGAAACAGAUGCUGCUCAUAUACAGGAUUUAGCGGCAGUGUCUUUGGAACUUCCAGAUCUUCUGAAUUCACUCCACUUCUGCAGUCUAAAUGAAAAUGAAAUUAUUUGUAUGAAAGAUAUAAACAAAUCAUCAAAUAUCAACAGUGGUCCUCGAAAUCAGAGUCAUCAUUCCGGAAUGCUUUGUGUCAUGAGAGUGUCACCUACAUUACCAAGACCCAGAAUUGAUUUUAUCUUUAGUCUCCUAAGUAAAUAUGCUACUGGUAUAAGAUAUACCCUGGAUACAUACUUGCAUCAGAAUCACCAGCUUGAGACUACUCAUGAAGAUGAUGAUGAUACUAACCAGUCUGUGUCUUCUAUAGAGGAUGACUUUGUCACUGCUUUUGAGCAGUUGGAAGAAGAGGAGGCUUCAAAGCCAUAUGAUGGAAUAAACACUACACUACGGAGCCAGUGUGAUGUGGCUUCUCAGACUAUUUGUGGUCACCAUUUGGAAAUCCAUGAUUUAAAGAAGAUUUUAGUCAGCUCUGGACAGCAGAAGACAUUGGCUAAGCCCUCAUCUCCCCUAAUAAAUGUUCUUGGACAUAAUGAACCACAUUCUGUGAAAACUUCAGUCACAACUUCAAUUUCAGAGCCUUGGAUCCAGAGGAGUUUCUAUAGGUCAUCUAAUGCUUCAGACAAAGAUGGUGAUGCACAGAAAACCUUUUGUUCUUCUUCUCCUGCCUACUCUUCGGAAUCAGAAUGCUCAAGUCCAAGUCCUGUUAUUUUCUUGGAUGAAGAAGGGUAUCAGAAAAGUUUAAAAGCAAAACUUGAGCUGCCUAAAAUUCCUGUGAUGAAAGAUGAUGUAGAAGAUUCAGACUCAGAAGUAAGUGAAUUUUUUGAUAGUUUUGAUCAGUUUGAUGAACUAGAACAAACUUCAGAGACUUCUUGCCUGUUUAUAAAUGAUCCUGUUCAAGAGAAGUCCUCACGAAAGAAGGGGCACAAACAUGAAAAAUCUUGUAUGAAUCCUCAAAAAUUCAAGUCUGAUUGCCCAGUUCUUCCAGCUAAUGUUAAAAAGCCAACUCCUCGAAAGCCAGAAUCUCCGUAUAGCAACCUGUGUGAUGCUCCAGAUUCUCCUCGUCCAGUAAAGGCAUCAGGGGAUGACAGUGGUUUGUUUAGCCCUAUUCGAUCCUCUGCUUUUAGUCCUCUUGGAAGCUGUACUCCUGCUGAAUGCUUUUGCCAAACGGAUAUUGGUGGAAACCAGACUCAUGAUUCUGUUUAUUAUACCUAUGAAGAUUAUGCAAAUAGCAUUUCAUGUGAAGUGCUAGAGUCAGUUCUUCAUAACCAACAUACUAAUGAAAUGUCAAACAUUAAUAGUAUUAAAAGAGGAGAAAAUAAAACCGAGGAUUUUAAGCAUGGAAACCUUGAUCAAAAAAGUAAAAGUAAAUCUUUAAUGAUUAAAGAUAGCAUUCAGAAAUUUGCCACAGAUCUCGUGGAAAAAGGUUUUGGCAGUGCAUUUAAAGACUUACAGAAAGGAGUCUCUUCAUGCACCAAUGCAUUGUGCCACUUAGCCGUCAAAUUGACAUCAUCUGUCUUUCAGAUGGCGUUUAAUGAACUGAGAAGGCAGCGUGCAUUUUCACUAAAACAACGUGCCAUUAGUGGCCUGGCUAAUUUUUUGGUGAGUGAAGCCUUAUCACAUGCCUUAAAAGAUUUACAGUAUAUAAAAAAGCAGAUAUUUACAAACACAGUUGCUAGGUUUGCUGCAGAUCUUGCUGAAGAGCUUGUUUUUGAAGGCAUCAUGGAAGUGUGCCAGUUUUCAUAUCCUUCAACACCUCUAUUGCCACAGUGUCAGUCAUUUGAUUUUGAAGAUAAAGUAGUGAAGUCAUAUGCAAAAGAUUUGUCUGAGUCUGUAAUACAGGAAGCAUUCAUUGAGCUAUCACAAGUUGAUGUGCCUUUCACGACAAAGGCAGCAGUUAGUGUUUCUACAGAUAAUAUCAAGUAUGUGAAUGCAGAAAGUGUAGCGCCACCUGUACAGACUUUCACAUUUUCUCCCUCUUUUAACAAUCAAGCAAUUAUGGUGACAAAACCAAUGCAGGAAUAUAAAAAGGAAUACACUGUGCAACAGGCCUUGUUUUGUACUUCAGGAAUUGUCACUUCUAUUCCAGUACCGUUGGCAGGAAGUGCCCUUCUCCCAUAUCAUAUUUUCUCUACCAUAUGUCAGACAAAUUCUCAUCUGUCACUUGAUGACAGUAAUCCAAAUGGUGAGUCUACCCAAGCACAUGUUACCACAAAAAAUGAAGAGGAAGUAGCUUGUCUCAGAAACAUUUGUUUACCUUCAGAACACAGUCUGGAUAGCCAGAAUGAUUGUAAACCAACCAGUAAUGAUAUUGAAAUUCAAAGUUCUUCAAAAUUAGCUAGUGGAAUUAGUAACUUUUCUGCAGCAAUGGUGCAUACUAUAGUAAAUGAAACUUUAGAGUCAGUGACACCAUUCAGAGUUACAAAAACAGCUGAUGAACAAACUGAUUAUUUAACUAAAACAGUGAAGGAACAUAUCUCUCCUUCCUGUCAAGUAGAACCACAACAGGGGGAAGCUAGCAAUAAGGACAUUUUUGCUGAACUGUUAUCUAAAUCUGUUAUUAAAGAUUCCAUAGAUGCAAGCAAAUUAAUGAUCUCAACUUCAGAUACAAAUAUAGUACCUAAGGAAGGCUUACCUGUUGCUGGAGAGGAAUCAAAGUUGACUUCGGAAAAGUUCGCCAAAUUUCUUGAUGCUCAAGAUCACUUACCUUGCUGUUCACGUUCUAUGAGAAAGGAUUAUGUUCCAGAAUGUAAAGAUUCGAUGGUUUAUAGAAUUUCCUUAGAGACACUACCACUUUGUCCAGUGGUGGCAAGUCAGAAACCUGAUCUGAAUGAAGUUGCUAAGGAUAAACCAUUGAAAAAGCAUAAUUUGAAUGAUACAGCACUUGAGCCCUUAUCUUUUGGACAGGAGAGCCCUUUCAGUCACUCACGUACUUUCUCCUCGACAGUGCUUGCCUGUGUAGAUAGUUUGCAUGUGGAAGAUAAACAGAAAAUCAGAGACAGAAAUGUAAUACCUGACACUCCUCCGUCAACUCCUUUAGUUCCAUCCCAAGCUAGUUCUGAAUGGGAUAUCAAGAAGUUAACCAAAAAGCUCAAAGGGGAAUUAGCUAAAGAAUUUGCACCUGCUACACCGCCGUCUACGCCGCACAACGCAUCCGUUGGUAAUUUGUCUGAAAAUGAACAGAAUACUAUAGAAAAGGAAGAGUUCAUGUUGAAACUCAUGCGCUCUCUUUCAGAAGAAGUUGAAGGUAGUGAAGGUGAAGAGCAUCCAGAAAUGGAUGUGAAGCCAGAGCACUCAGGGAAGAAAGUGCAGUUUGCAGAAGUGUUAGCUACACAUAUAAUUUCUUUUGCAACUGAAAUGGCAGCCUCCCAUUUAGAUCAUAAAAUGGUACAAGAAUCUGAGGUUCGAAAACCUUGCUUCAAUGUGCAAAGUCAAGGAAGAAUAUUGCCCACUUUUUCAAGUCAAUCUGUUGAAAAUUUUCAGACAGGUAGUUUUGCAGCUGAUAUGGCAGCAGAAAUCAUUGCAGAAGCUGAGAAAGUAGCAGAAACUAGAAGUUCUGUACUUAGUAAGCAAAAGAAGAAUCUUUGUUUUGUUGAUGGGGACCAAGAUUAUAGAUCAGAAGAGAAGUUGGAUAGGGAGAUUGUAAUGUAUCCAAGAGAAGUGGAUCCAUUUACUCUUUCAGUACUACCAAGUUCUUGUAUGUCAGGUUUGACAUACAAGUAUCCCAGCUGUGAAAGUGUGACAGAUGAAUAUGCAGGCCAUGUUAUCCAAAUAUUAAAACAGGAAGGUGGUAAUAGUGAGUUAAUAAUGGACCAGUAUGCCAGUAGACUUGCUUAUCGGUCUGUUAAGUCAGGUUUACAAGAAGCAGCUAAGGCAGCCAAAAUGCAGAGCAACUCGAAAAUGUUCCCUGUGCAAAGUGCACAAAUGAAAAUAAAUAAUGAACUGUUAAUGUUCUCAAACAAAGACCACCACCAAGAAGAAGGGGAAAAAAGUGAAAGAAAAAGAAGUGGAGGUCACCUUUGUCCAAGUCAAACUUGCGAAAGGGCAAAAGAUGAAUGGAGAAAUGAGGACUCUCACCUAUAUAGUUUUUCAGCCUCCCUUGCUCACUGCAUAACAAGAGAUGUUAAAAAGGAGCUGACAGCACCUAAAGUUGACUUGCCAAAAUCCUUAACAGAGUCCUGCCCUUUUGAAAAAUCUGGAUAUGUUGAAGAUACUGAGUGUCACACAGAACCAGAAUUUUUUAAGCCUCUUGAGCCUUUCUCACAAAAUCAAGGAUUUCACCACAGUACAGGCAGCUUAAAUAGACAUGGCGGUGGAGAGAAUAUUGUUCAAACUAUAGAACAGUAUGCUAAAAAAGUAGUGGAUGACACUUUAGAGUUAGGUCUAGGAUCCAAAGUUUUCCAAGCAUCUGAGACCACAAAAUCAGUAGAUAGAAUCACUUAUGCAGAAAAGUUGUCACCGCUUAUAAAUCAGAAUUGCAGAUAUUGUGACCUUAAGGAGCUCCAUGAUUGUACUGGAAAUUCAUCUCAGCACUUUUUCAAACAGGAUUCACGUGUUAGUAGUAAACUCAUUACGAAUUCAAACUUUAGCAACAUCUAUCAGAAAUCUAGAAUUUUUCAUCUCGAUGUCCCUCAAAUUCAUGUAAAUCUUGAUAAAAAGUCAUUACUUGCUGAGAAGAUAGUAGCUGAAGCCAUUGAAAGAGCAGAGAGAGAGCUGAGCAAUACCAGUUUGGCAGCUGAUAGUGGAAUUGGACAAGAUGGCAUUAGUUUUGCUGAAAGCCUUACCACAGAAAUAAUGACAUCAGCCAUGACCAGUGUUGGACAUGCUGUGAGCAGUUCAAAGGAAGGAGAAGAUGCUCAGUCAACUGAGUCACUUGGUAGCCAGCAGCUGAAUCUCAGUAUUGGUGAGGACAGCACUGGUAGCUGGUCCAAUUUAAGUUUUGAGGAUGAACACCAAGAUGAAAGCAGCAGUUUUCAUCACCUAAGUGAAAGCAGUAAUGGUAACAGCAGUAGCUGGAGCAGUCUUGGUUUAGAAGGAGAUUUGUAUGAGGACAAUUUAUCCUUUCCAACAUCAGACAGAAGUGAUGAAUCGGAUGAUAAAGAUGAAGAGCAUGAGGAUGAUAUAGGAGGUUUGGAGCAAGAUGAAAAGACUUUGCUGAUUACGAAUAUUGACAUGGAGCCAUGCAUUAUAGAUCCCCAGUUAAGGAUUAUUCUUCAGUGGCUCAUUGCUUCUGAAGCUGAAGUUGCAGAACUUCAUUUUCAUGAUUCUGCAAAGAAAGAAUUUAUACUACUUUCAAAACGGUUACAAGAAAAAGGAUGGAAAGUGGGAGACCUCCUGCAGACUGUGCUUAAAUACUAUGAAGUGGUGGAAAGAACUUCCAGUGAGGAGAGGUGCAAGUCGCUGUUUGACUGGCUUUUGGAAAAUGCAUAGUAUAAACCUCAAAUUAGUGUAUUUUAUUAUUUGUUUUGAAAGGGGAAGAAACAGACAAGUAUGUUUAGGGUAAAUUUGAAUAGUAAAUAGGAACAUUUUAGGUGAUUUGGGAGAAAAGUACAGAUUUUUAAGUGCUUUCUGUCAUCACAAAGUGUAUAUAGUUCAUACUUUUGUAAUCCCUGUUAAAAUAUUAUCUUUACCUUUCUUCUGUGCACAUAUGUAGUGUGUAUAACAUGUAUAUGAAGGAAGGAAGAAAGGUCUUUCCAUAAGGUUUCUGGGGACACUGUCUGACAGCAUUGUUUUUGCAUCCGAACAGUGCUGCUUGAAACUGCAGAGAUAGCUAGGGAGAUGGUCCAGUGAUAAGUGACUUACACUUGAUCCUUUACAAAUGGGUAUCUAAGGACACAUCAGUAACCAAAACGUAAAAUUAAAGCUGGUUUGUUUGUGGUAAGUUUUUAGACUUUUUGUCCUGUUUUUAAAAAUCAGUUUUAUGUCAAUAGCUUAGCUAUUGGCAGCUUUGUGGUUCUCUCCAAACUGUAAUUUUUUAGCAGGAAUAUUGUUGUUUUAGGUUUCUGUAAAUACCAUAAGGGAUAGUUUCCCAGGCCUUCCAUCAAAUGACAUUAUUUGCUAAUGCUACCAAUCCUUAGGGCAUGAAAGUGGGGUGGGGUGUGUGUGUGUGUGAGAGAGAGAGAGUAACAGUGUGUGUGUAAAGGGGAAUUUUAACCUUGCCCAGUGGUUUGUUUCCUCUUUUAUUUUACUCUCUUAGUUAAAAAGCGUUAUUAACAUUAAAAAGGUGCUUUAAAAUAAAAUGUCUAUAAAGAUUGUGCAGUAAGAAUUUUGGACUUACAAAUGAAAAUUCAAAUUGAAAAACAGUAAAAUUUUAAAAAUAAUGUUAAUAUGGAAAUGCAUUCAGAGGAGCCUAAUGUGUUUCAUUGUUGGAUUUUUGAAAAAAAAAAGAGAACUCUACUUACCAAGAAUAAGUUUUCUGUAGAAAAAUUGUGAAUCUCCGCCCCAAAUAAAAUGUAUCUGCAGUAAUUUGUAAAGUUCUCUGCAUGAUCUUUCUGGGCUCUACAUUUCCUACUGUAUCUUCAGAAACUGCAGGGUGACAUGAACAGAAGGACCAAGAUUGUGUCUUGGUUUUACAUGUGUAGGUAUGUAUGUGCAGCUUUUUAAUUUUUCCAGUAGUGGAUUUUAUAAUCUAGGAUAAACCACCUUUUGUGUAGGCUUUGAUUUUUUUACUCUUACCACAUUUUUUUUCCUCCAGACAUUACUCUACAAGCUACACAAAAUGUAGAAGACAUAGUACCUAUCAGGGAAUAGGGAAUCAGGGCAGUUACAGCAAUUUGAGUUAACAGUUAUAGUAAAGAAGUAUGUUUUAUAGUGAAAGAUUCAGAUUUGCUUUUUAAGAAAAAUGUCAAAAUACUUAAAUAUUUUGAGUUUACACUGUAGACUUCGUUUUUUUCUCAGUUUAAGGUACAGGUAUAGGAUGAUCCCUAAUGAUAAAUUUUCCUGAAGUUUCUUCAAGUAUUUUUUGAGGUAAAGAAAGGAAGGAAAUAUAUAACUGGGAUUGUUUCUGCCCUUAGUUUUUAAAAAUUUCAGAUGAGGCCACACUGGACUGGAGUUUAAAUGUUAGGACCAGGAAUGUUUACUCUUAGUUGUAAGGUAGAUUCAUUGAUGAAGUUCAGAUUGCAUUUUUACAAGUAACUACCAAAUUGUAUUUAGUAGUUUGGGUGUAAAUAUGGCUCUUAGUAACAACAAAGCUGGGUUCUGAAUUUCUUUUAAAGUGAUAGUGUAUUUUUUAAAAGUUUCUGUGUUUGAAAUGCUUCUGUUAAUUUAUGUUAAUGAUAUAAUCAUUUUGAGCUAAAGUUUUUGACAUACUCGUAUUUCCUUUGCAUUUUGCUGAGUUCAGAGUUCCAUCAUCUAACAACUGCCUACUGACAAACCCGUCAUUAGGUGUUGGAAUGUGUGAUAAUAAUAAUAGUGGAACUCCACAUUUGCAUCAAUUCAGUGCGGGGGCAUUGAGAAAAGUAUUAAAUAUUGGUAUAUGUGAAAAGAUGUUGAGUUAAGCUUCCUUGUAUAGAGAGAAUGUUUGAAUAGUAUCUUUUAAUCAUGUACAGUCUAUAUUAACUUUCUUUAAAGACUGAUUUUUCCAAAGAUGUUAUACAUUUGUUUGGUUGCUCAGUCUUGAAAACAGCCUUGUUAAAAAAAAAUAAAACAGCCCUCUUGAGGACAGCUCUGUCUUAUUUAAUUACAAAUCUGCUUGACGUAUUUAUAACAUCGUAAUAUUGCUAUUCUGUACAUUUUGGACCUAAUGAAAUAUGUCUUAUUCAAAAUUGUGAAAAUUUUGAUGUGCAAUGAACUGAAUUCUUUGUUUACCUGUUUUAAAAUCAUCAUGUGAUUUGUAGAAAGAAAGUGAAUGAAACCUCCAGUAAGAGGUUUUCAGAACAUUAGUUCAGUCUAAAAUAGGGCAGUUCUUUCAUGCUCUUUUCCUAAGCCAAGGUUAAAUUACAUUUGUAUUUUGGGUAUUAUUAAUUUUGGGUAUUAUUAAUAUUGAUUUUGAAAAUAUUACUGAUUUAUUAAAAGUAGUGAUUCAUUUAUAAAUCACAGAAGGAAGUGACUCUCUAUUGGAUGAAUGAAUUAAUAUAACUUAGUGGCAGUAUAACACCUUUGAGAGUAACUCGGUGAACAUAGGUGGUACCUUUGUACUUUAAAAAAUGUUGCGCUUACCCUUUCAAUAUUGGUUGUGAAUUAAUUCAGUUCAUAAUAAUUUAAUUCUACUUAAAAGUUUUAUGUUGCUGGUAGGAGAAUUUAGUUACUUAAGUACACUGUGUAUAAAAUGAAGAUAAUUUACCUAUAUAACAUAGGUAAGCUUGACAUUACUGCAUGUUCUCCAAAUGCAAAGUGUAAUUUUUGUUCAUAAGAGUCCAGUCGGAUGGCUAUUUAAUUUCUUGGCUAAUAUUAUUCCACAGUUAAUAUCAUUAAUUUCCCACCAGUAUAUCACUUUAUAUUUUAUGCUUUUCAAAGAAAACUUUACGCAGAAUUUUAAAAAUGAUGCAUCCAUACUCAGGGGUUAGGGAGGAUACUUUCCAUUUAAAGCCCUGUCCACCUGUUACCUGCACAAGAGAAUUAGAGCAUCAGUGGGAAUUAGAAAAGUUGUACUAUGAAGUGAGUUGCAUUUUUUUCUCAUUUUCAGAAAAAACCCUGCAAAACAUUUAAUCAUUUACUGUAUUCUUGCUCCAAAGAUGCAGAUACAGUGUUAGUCACUCUUGUCACUUUAAUUUAUUUAUUUUUUUAAUCACCCAUGUACAUUCCUUUCAUUUACAGUUACAGUUCUAGAAGUUCUCAUUUGUUAUUGUAAUGUUUGAAUACUGUUUUAAUGCCAGGUUUUAAUAUUGCUGGAUUUGCUACCUUUCAUUACUUGUGCAGUGUUAAAAGUAAUACACAUUCUUGUUUAAUUAUCAGAUAUAUAACAAAAGAAGCUUUGAAUAAUUACAACUUUAUUUGGCUGUGCUGAGUUAUUAUGUAAAGAUCUUAUACUGUGUAGCAGUAACUUUUUUUGCUGUUCAGUAAUUAACUGUUUGCUUACCAAAAUAUUAACUUCAGGAUGCACUAAACUUUUGUUUUAGUAGUGGUGUUUAAAAAGUUUCAAAAAUUACUUUUGUAAUAGUUUGCAAUUAAUUGUUCCUUUUCAGUUGUUUAAGCCUGUGAUCUUUCCCAACUAAGAAUUCUACAAUAAAUUUAAGAAAUCCCUA